This is a messenger RNA of Chanos chanos (milkfish), 2193 nucleotides long. It is a transcript of the gene lipca, whose product is annotated as lipase, hepatic a. The record is from RefSeq and is a predicted model, not a curated record. Bases 164 to 1672 code for a protein of 502 amino acids. Gene Ontology annotation, molecular function: apolipoprotein binding; lipoprotein lipase activity. NCBI's taxonomy places the organism in Eukaryota, Metazoa, Chordata, Actinopteri, Gonorynchiformes, Chanidae. Gene Ontology annotation, biological process: lipid catabolic process. The transcript is spliced from 10 exons.
UUCCACAAAGCCUGCUCCUGAUCUUGGGACUGGCACUACAUUUGAAUAAUUACUGCCCCCUGCCCCUUUAAAAAGUUCCAUAAUUAUCACUCUCCCUCUGUCUCUGUCUCUGUGGGGCUGUGUCUCUGGGAAUACCUUUACCUUCAGGUCUAUCUGAAACACCAUGGCAAUAGUUAGAGGUCUGCUCUGCCUGCUCGUUAUGACUUACUUGGGCCAUGGAAGGAAAAUUCGUGGAAACAGAGCAGAAAACAAGAGAAAACGCUAUCUCUGUGGCAGGAUGAAGAUGCCCUACGAGCCCAAAUCCAUGUUCCGUUUUUACACGGAGAGGGAAUACAUUGAGGACAUGUGUGUGGUGGAACUGUUUCAGCCCCACACGUUGGAGUCCUGUGGCUUCAACACCUCCAACCCUCUCAUUCUCAUCACUCACGGUUGGUCGGUGGAUGGUCUGAUGGAGAGUUGGGUUACCAGGCUGGCUAAAGCUGUCAAGUCAGCACAGAAGGACAUCAAUGUACUCAUCACCGAUUGGCUGCCUCUUGCCCACCAACACUACCCAAUCGCAGCUCAGAACACCCGCACAGUGGGGCAAGAUAUCGCCCACCUUCUGCGCUGGCUAGAGGAUUUUGUUCAGUUUCCUGUAGAUAAAGUUCAUUUGAUUGGAUACAGUCUUGGUGCCCACAUUUCCGGAUUUGCUGGAAGCUACCUGGGAGGGUCUGGGAAGGUUCUAGGGAGAAUCACAGGGUUGGACCCUGCUGGGCCUCUCUUUGAGGGGAUGUCACCCACAGACAGACUAUCCCCUGACGACGCCAAAUUUGUAGAUGCUAUCCACACCUUCACCCAGGAGCGUAUGGGCCUGAGUGUGGGCAUCAAACAGCCCGUGGCCCAUUUCGAUUUCUACCCUAACGGAGGCGCGUUCCAGCCCGGGUGCGACUUCCAGGUUCAGAACCUCUACGCCCACUUGGCCCAGUAUGGACUCAUGGGUUUCGAGCAGACUGUGAAAUGUGCCCAUGAGCGAUCAGUACACCUCUUCAUCGACUCUCUGCUGAACAAAGACAAGCAGAUCACGGCCUACAGAUGCAGCGAUGGUUCAGCCUUUGAGAAGGGCGUGUGCCUGGACUGUCGAAAGAACCGUUGUAACACGCUGGGCUAUGACAUCAAGAAAGUCCGCACGGGCGCCAGCAAAAGACUCUACCUCAAAACCCGAUCCCAAAUGCCAUACAAACUCUAUCACUAUCAAUUUAGGAUCCAAUUCAUCAACCAGAUGGAGAGGAUUGAGCCCUCUCUCACGAUCUCUCUCACCGGGACGCUGGGCGAGAGUGAAAAUCUGCCCAUCUCAUUGAUCGAAGAAAUUUCAGGAAACAAGACGUACACUUUCCUCAUCACCCUGGACUCAGACCUGGGUGAUCUGAUGAUGCUCAAGUUCCGAUGGGACGCGAACCCCGUUUGGACCAAUGUGUGGAGCAAGAUGCGUACCAUAAUCCCAUGGAUCAAAAAGAACAAGGGGCCUCAGCUCACACUGGGAAAGAUUCGCGUCAAAGCAGGGGAAACCCAGAAGAAGACCACAUUUUGCCCACAGACAGAAGAUGCAGUGCAUAUCAUGCCGACACAAGAAAAAGUGUUUGUUCGCUGUGAAGAGGAGCGUCAAAAAUCACAACGGCGUAAAAUGCUAAACUGACUUUAAAUUUUUCGUAUUCUUUGAGGUGAUAUGUCACGCCGGGUGUUGACAUCAAUGGGGACUUUCUGAGCAUCAGCGCCGCGGAAAUAUACAUUGGAAGACCAACCAAAUACUUUGAAUAGGCUACCACCCUGUCCUGUAUGCUUGAUUUUCUGGGGUAUCCGUUACAUUUUGACAGUUCUGUAUUGCUUGAAAUUACAUUAUGAAGCGAUCAUUUUACAGGGCCGUAUAACAGGUAGAAUUCUGUUAUGCUACAAAGCAAAACAACUGUAAGGUGUUUGAUUAGAUUCUUACAACGAUUUUCUCUAAACUUAACAGAAAUAGAAUUUAGACUAUCCUCUCUUGUCAGCAUGCUGAGGAAUCCAAAUUUGUGACGGAUUAAGACAAUCACUUUAGAGUCCUCACACUGCGGUGAGUUAAUCCACUCAACAGGACUGCAAUGCCUCAAGAGCUAUUCCCCCCCCAGUUUAUCUCGUGAAAACAAAUACUGCCUGCCCCGAUGUAAAGGGUUCAAUCUUAGA